AAUAAUAAUUAGUAUAAAAAAUAUUGGCAGCGUGAAAAGUGGUGAAGGAGAAAAGAAUAGCGACCACCCUUUUGUUUCUUAUUUUCUCUCACCUCUGUGUCUUUGAGGAGGCUAAGGUUAUUUCUAUAUGUUUUGUUGUGAAAGUGAAUUAUCUGUUUUUCUCAGAUCAGCCUCCAUUUUCAUUCCUUUCUUACUUCUUUUCUUUUCUCCCCUUAUAUUCAUAUAGUUUCACCAGGGGAAUAUUCAAGAGGUGAAAAAUAAUAUCUAGUCACUACUGCAAGGAAGGAAAAGGAGAGAAAGAGAAAGAAAGAGACGACAGACGGAGGACUACACACAUACACAGUGAGAAAGGAAAUGAAAGGAAAUGAAAAGAAAGGAGGGAGGGAAUUGAAGAAUCUUUCAAUAAUAACACACGGAAGGGAUAUGUCUAGCUAUAAGAGCUUUAUAUCCUUUCAUAUGCUGCUGCAACUCUAACAAGCAAGAAGGUGAAGGAAUUUGAUAGAGGGAGAGAGGUAAAUAAAGAAAAAGGAUAUGAUGAUGAAGAAGAAGAUGCUGAUAUGGGAAUAGCAACGCCACCACUCGUCGCAUCAAUUCUUUCUCAAGAAUCUCAACCCUCCAAAAAAAUUCACCAUCAAAUCCCAAUUCAACACAAGAGCAACAAUUCUACUAAUUCUAUGUCCCAAGAUUACCAUCAAGCAGCUGGCAUCUUCAGCUUCUCGAAUGGAUUCGAGAGAUCAGCCGUAAGCCACCAAGAACACCAACAGCAGCAGCAACAGCACUUAGAACAGCAGAUCCGGAGAGAUAAACUAAGAGUUGAAGGCUUUGAGCCGCCACCUCCACCAUUAGUAGGGAUAGAAGAGGAAGAAUCAACUUCUCUCCCUGUUUAUGAAACCGCAGGUAUGUUAUCCGAAAUGUUCAAUUUCCCUUCGGGUGCGGCUGCUGCCGCUGCUGCCGCCACUGCCUCGACCGAGUUACUAGACCAGCAUGUACAGCCGAAUUAUCGAGCACACCGGCCAGCCCCAGGUAAUACCAACGAGUGGUAUAGCAACAGGCAAGGUGUUGUUGGGGGUUUGGGACAGUUAGGUGAAUCAAAGAGUCACAUUACCCGUGACAGUUUAGCUCAACAGCAUCAGCAGCAGCAGCAGCUACCAAGCAUUAAUGCCGACUCAGCAGCUGCCAUGCAUCUUUUCUUGAUGAAUCCGCAGCAACGAUCACCAUCUCCUCCUCCACCUCCUCCAGCAACUUCUUCUAAUACUCUUCACAUGUUGCUUCCAAAUCCAUCUACUUCUCUUCAAGGGUUUAACGUAUCAGGUCCUGGAGGGGGUUUCGGAACAAGUACUGUUCUAUCUCCACCUCAAUUUACUUGGGUUCCUGGUAGUGCUCAUGAAGGAGGCAACAACACUGAUUCCCAACUCAGCAGCCUAAAUGAAAUUGGAAGUGUUGUGGAAGGCCAAGGUCUUUCACUAUCUUUAUCAUCUUCUUUGCAACACUUGGAGGCUGCUAAAGCUGAAGAAUUAAGGAUGGGAGACGGGGGUUUACUGUACUAUAAUCAAGGAGGGGGUUCGGCUGCUCAGUUUCAUCAGUACAGGAAUUUGGGCAGUCAUCAUCAGACAAUGCAUCUGCAAGGCGGAGUGGGACAAAACCAACAGGUUCAUCAUGUUGGGUUCGGAUCCUCAUUAGGAAUGGUCAAUGUAUUAAGAAAUUCAAAGUACGUUAAAGCAGCUCAAGAAUUGUUGGAAGAAUUCUGCAGUGUUGGAAGAGGCCAGUUCAAGAAGAAUAAGUUCGGUAGAAACAACACAAACCCUAGUUCUGAUCCUGUUAGUAGCGGAUGUGCAGGUGGUGGUGGUUCUUCUUCAUCAACAAAGGAUCUCCCUCCUUUAUCAGCGGCUGAUAGAAUUGAACACCAAAGAAGGAAGGUCAAACUGUUAUCCAUGCUUGAUGAGGUGGAGAGGAGAUACAACCAUUACUGUGAACAAAUGCAAAUGGUAGUGAACUCAUUCGAUCUGGUGAUGGGGUUUGGGGCAGCAGUCCCAUAUACCGCCCUUGCUCAGAAGGCGAUGUCAAGGCAUUUCAGGUGUUUGAAAGACGCGAUAUCAGCACAACUGAAACACAGCUGUGAGAUGCUGGGGGAGAAAGAUGGAGCAGGGAGCUCAGGCAUAACGAAAGGAGAGACGCCGAGGCUGAGGAUGUUAGAGCAAAGCUUAAGACAGCAAAGAGCGUUCAACCAAAUGGGUAUGAUGGAGCAGGAAGCUUGGAGACCCCAAAGGGGCCUGCCUGAACGUUCAGUCAACAUUUUGAGAGCCUGGCUUUUCGAACAUUUUCUCCAUCCGUACCCAAGCGAUGCAGAUAAGCAUCUGUUGGCUCGACAGACUGGUUUAUCGAGAAAUCAGGUUUCAAAUUGGUUCAUAAAUGCCAGGGUUCGGUUGUGGAAACCCAUGGUGGAAGAGAUGUACCAACAAGAAACAAAAGAAGAGGGAGACCAUAAUAAUAAUAACAACAAUAAUCAUACAGAGAGAGAAAGGAACCCAAACAACAACAACAAUGCACAAACAUCGACGCCUUCGACAACAGCAGCGCCAACUACAACAACAACCACCCCAGCAGGCAAAGGAUCCCAAAUCAAUGCCACUGAAAACGACCCUUCACUCAUUGCAAUCAAUACUCCCCAAUGCUUCUCGGAAAACCAAGCAAACCCCACCGCCACUGAGGUGGCACCACCCAUUUCCCAGCCUUUCACCACCACCAUCCCCCAUGACUCGGAUAUCCACCACCAAAGGAUAGCUGGCACCACCGUUGCAGCAGCGGAUUACGGGACCACAGCCGGUGGGAACACGGACAUUGGCUCGAGUCUCAUAAGGUUGGGGACCACCACGGCGGGUGAUGUCUCACUCACUCUAGGGCUACGCCAUGCUGGAAACAUGCCUGAGAAUACCUCUUCUUUCUCAGUUAGAGACUUCGGGGGCUGUUAAUUAAUUCAAUUCCAAACAUACAUUUCAUAGUAUCCUCUUAAAAUAGAAAACAAUAAUCCCAUUUUGAUUUUUUGUUUUUUUUUUUUCACCCUAUUUUCUUCAAUUCUAUUAAGAAAAAAGAAGGUGUUGCACAAUGAUCAAAACCUUAGCAUUAAGUUAGCUAGUUGUAUUUGGCUUUAUUACUAUAAUUGUAUAGUAGAAUGGUUUUACUUCUCUAUCAUCAUGUACUUAAGGUCCUUGUACCUUUAUAUUUUCUAGAAUAACAUGAAAUAUUCACUUUUUUUUAGAGGAGAAAAAAAAGGAAA
This is a messenger RNA of Gossypium arboreum, 3274 nucleotides long. RefSeq names its product BEL1-like homeodomain protein 4. Gene Ontology annotation, molecular function: RNA polymerase II cis-regulatory region sequence-specific DNA binding; DNA-binding transcription factor activity, RNA polymerase II-specific. Lineage: Eukaryota; Viridiplantae; Streptophyta; Magnoliopsida; Malvales; Malvaceae. The transcript has 5 exons. The record is from RefSeq and is a predicted model, not a curated record. Gene Ontology annotation, biological process: regulation of transcription by RNA polymerase II. Bases 558 to 2969 code for a protein of 803 amino acids.